AUGUUUUCGCAAUGUAAGAAUGUAUUAGAUAACCUUAAGGAAAAAUUUGCAAUCGUUUCGCUAGUGAAAGAAAAGCUAAAAGGAUGUCAUUCACGACCAGGAUUACUUUAUGCCAUUUUAUCGUGUUUUUUCUUCGCCACGUCCUCCGUUUUGGUUCAUAUUGUUGAUGAAAUACACGCCGUCCAAACAGUGUUUUUCAGAAGUUUUAUUCAACUCCUCUGUACCGUUCCUAUGUUGAUAUUUCAUGGCGUGAACCCCUUACCCAAUCGAGAAAAUGCCCGCGUGGCUGCCAUGUUGUUUCUUCGCGGAGUCGCCGGCUCUACAGCGCUUUGUUUUCAAUUUUACGCAUUACAACAUAUGCCACUAUCCGACGCAACUGUCAUCAUUUUCUCGUCGCCAAUCUUUACUGCAAUCCUCGCGUAUUGUUUUCUUGCCGAAAGAUGGAGCAAAGUAGACGCCGUAUCCGCGCUGCUGUGUUUUCUUGGUGUUGUAAUGAUUGCACAACCGGGCAGUAUUUUUGCGUCCAGCUUUCAAUCGAAACAGCAUUUCGUUUACUGCAUCGUGGCACUAACUGGCGCGGUUUUAACCUCUAUCAGCAUCAUUGCUCUGAAGAAACUGCAUUCUGUUCAUUACGUCAUAUCUUCAUUUUAUCUUGCCUUGGUUGGUGUCAUUGGAACUGGUUUGGUAUGUCUCAUUCCUGGGGUAUUUCGUCCAGUUAUCUGUGGUCAUCAGUUGUACAUUGUUCUUAUUGGAUUAUGUGCAGUAGGUAAGUCGAGUCAGUAUACAGGGUGUCUAAAAAUCUGACUCUUUAGAAAUCACCUUUUUGUUGUAAAACCUUGUAAACACUAAAACCUCUAGGAGUUUAGAAUGCAUUGUAAUCGUACGGGUAUCUUAAAACUGCAUAAAUUGUACAUGAAAAUUCUAAAAUCUCGGCUUUUUAAAUCCCAAGAACCGGCCUCGGAUCGCUUUGAGAUCGCUCUAAUUUAGAUCGACCUCAAUAAGACAAUAUGUGCUUAGUGUGAACGGCCCUUAUACAAGUUUUAGACCUAAUCAGGAAAAGCUGCGAAAAAUACAACUAUAGGCCCCCAGCAGGGAAAAAAACCCUUUGUUCCAUCUCCAAAAAAACCCCUAUGUUCCAUCUACGAGACAACUAUAACAAGACUUUUGGGCAUUUCACUCGAUAGAACUAAAUGUAGAUGGGCUUUUAGUCAGGGAUAGAUUGACGGGGGAGAGGUGCGCGUCCUGCCUAGGCUUGACAAAGGGGGUACAAGCAGGGUGCCAAUUUCCUUUUCAAAUCCAUUUUUUAUUUGGAAAGGCAAUAACCUUGCCUAAGUAUCCUUUCGCUUCUCUUUCGAGAAGCCUGUAGCUUCCUCCAAGUGCUUAUGCACAUGUUCAAUGGUAACCCACAAACAUGACCAAGGCUCAAUGAGAACCCCCCCACCCCACCAACACCUGCCAGAUCUGUUUUUAUAGUAGAGGGAAUCGUAGGGCUGCAGGUUUGAUUCGUGCCGUAGGGCAUAUUAAAGUUGUAUUUUUCGCAACUGCUCCGGUCAGGUCGGCUAAAAUGGUGCAUCAUUUCCGCUCAAAAUUUCCAUACUGCAAAUACCCAUUCUUAACAAUUAGGGGUAGACUAGGCCUGGUUUUACAGCGUGCUAUGAGCGCACCGGACCAAUGCUUAGCCAAUUAGUUCGGUCUUAGCAGGCUGUAUAAAUCACAUUGGUCGCAUGUUGAUUUAUACCAUAGCGCCGGCAACAAACCAAAUUACACUAAAUUGUAUAUAAUCUAUUUCGCCGCGUAACCAGGCUCUUUAGCUCUACCUUAAAAUUGGUUCGCUCCAAUGGUUCGCUCAGAUACGUCACGUGUACUGUAAAUCAGAAUGCGUUCUAUUAACGUGUCUGGCGUGCCAAUUUGAAAAUUGGUUCGCUGCGCUCAUAGCACGCUCUGUAAAUCAGGAGACCCUGUAUUUCUCUUUUGUUAGUAUUCUACGCAAUACAUUUUCUAAUUUAGUCCAUUUACUGUUUUCCAGGAGGUCAAUGCUUGUUAUGCAAAUCAUUGAGUACGGAGAAAGCAAGUACAGUUGCAUUAGUUCGUACUUUUGAUAUUGUGCUGGCCUUUGUAUUUCAGUUGAUGUUCUUUGAUCAUCAACCCAAUAUUUUUAGUAUUUCUGGUGCUAUACUUGUAUCCAUGUGUAACAUAGUGAUCCUAAGUACUGCUAGAUGUCCCUCAGAAACACAUGACGACCACAAACUUCCCAAAACCAAUUGA
Messenger RNA from Paramuricea clavata, 2265 nucleotides. Lineage: Eukaryota; Metazoa; Cnidaria; Anthozoa; Malacalcyonacea; Plexauridae. The record is from the annotation of a GenBank genome assembly.